AUGGAGACCUCUUCUCUGCUUCUCUGCAAAGGGCUCCUGCUCACAGCCUUCCUCUUAACCUGCUGGAAUGCACCUACCACUGCCAAACUCACUAUUGAAUUAGUGCCCCCCAUGGUUGCUGAAGGUGGAAACUCCGUCCUAUUUGUGCAUAAAAUGCCGCUGAACGUCCAGGCAUUUUACUGGUACAAACAGAAAGAUGCGACCAAGAGCUACGAAGUUGCACGCUACUUAACACCCAAUAACACAACGUCGAAGAUGCCUCAACACAGUGGUAGGAAAACAGUAUUCUACAGUGGAUCCCUGCUGAUCAGAAACGUCACCCAGGCUGACAGCGGAUUCUACACCUUACUGACGUUCAACACAGAAAUGCAAAGUGAACUCACACACGUACAUCUGGAAGUAUACAAGCCUGUGGCACAGCCUACCCUCCAAGCAGACAAAACCACAGUAACAGAAGAUGGUUCUGUGACCCUCACCUGCCUCCCAGAAAACUCUGGACUCUCCAUCCGCUGGCUCUUCAAUCGCCAGAGCCUGUAUUUCAACAGCAGGAUGACGCUGUCCCAGAAAAACAGUCAACUCGUAAUAGAUCCGGUCAGGAUGGAGGAUGCUGGGGAGUAUCAGUGUGAGGUCUCCAACGGGUACAGUUCUAAGAUGAGUCCCCCAGUCCAAAUGUCUGUGACCAGUGAGUGA
Molecule: messenger RNA, 690 nt
Organism: Microtus oregoni (creeping vole)
Lineage: Eukaryota; Metazoa; Chordata; Mammalia; Rodentia; Cricetidae
Product: carcinoembryonic antigen-related cell adhesion molecule 21-like
Exons: 3
Coding region: 1-690 (229 amino acids)
Biological process (GO): T cell activation
Cellular component (GO): external side of plasma membrane
Source: RefSeq, a predicted model, not a curated record